Hirsutella rhossiliensis is the source of this 5532-nucleotide messenger RNA. Its product is annotated as nuclear protein 96 domain-containing protein. The record is from RefSeq and is a predicted model, not a curated record. Lineage: Eukaryota; Fungi; Ascomycota; Sordariomycetes; Hypocreales; Ophiocordycipitaceae. Gene Ontology annotation, biological process: post-transcriptional tethering of RNA polymerase II gene DNA at nuclear periphery; RNA export from nucleus; protein import into nucleus. The transcript is spliced from 11 exons. Gene Ontology annotation, cellular component: nuclear pore cytoplasmic filaments; nuclear pore. The coding region runs from base 1 to 5532 and encodes 1843 amino acids. Gene Ontology annotation, molecular function: structural constituent of nuclear pore.
AUGUCGUUUGGUAGCGGCGGCUUCGGGGGCUUCGGCUCAAACAACAACCAGACAUCGAGCUUUGGUUCGACCAAUGCCAGCGGCGGUUUUGGUCAAAGCGCCAACACAGGAGGCGGUAUGUUUGGAGGUAACGCCAAUGCCCCAGGCUUCGGCGGCUCUUCAUCAGGAUUCGGUGCAAACACCACCGCUAGUGGCUUUGGUAGCAAGCCUGCUUUUGGAUCCAGCACCACAGCCCCCGGCGGGUUUCUUGGCUCUUCCAACACCAACAAUGCCAGCACCACAGGUUUCGGCGGCAGCAUGUUCGCCAGCAACGCCAACAAGACAGGCUUCGGCGCCACGAGCAACACCGGCUCGUCACUCUUCGGCGGCGGUGCUGCAAGCUCCGGCAGCGGCUUCGGCGGCGGCGGCUUUGGUGCCGCAAACAACCCCGGCCUGGGAGGCGGAGUUGGCGAUCCACCCGGCACCGCGACGACGCCUUUCCAGGCCUUGACCGAAAAGGAGCCCAACAGCACGAACCAGUCUAAUUCGUUCCAAAACAUCUUGUUCCAGGACCCAUAUCGGAAAUGGUCGGCCGAGGAGUUGAGAUUGGCAGACUACGUGCAAGGGCGUCGCCAUGGAAAUGCCAGCGGAGCCGGUGCCUUUGGCACUCCAAGCGCCUUUGGAGGAGCGUCAAACGCGGCCCCCGCCACGACCGGCGGGCUCUUUGGAUCCGGCAACGCCAACAACACUACCACCGCUGGGUUUGGACAGACUGGUGCCAGCGCUUUUGGUGGCAAUGCCAGUAACACGUCCGGCGGUCUCUUUGGCGGCAACAACAAGCCGAGUGGUGGUUUGUUUGGUAACACCGCGAACCAGCAGAGCGGUGGCCUUUUCGGAUCUGGCUCCGGGGGAGGAUUCGGCGCGACGAACAACACAAGUACCUUUGGUGCUACGAACAACGCUGCCACCGGUGGUCUUUUCGGCUCGAAUAAUCAGGCCAACAAGCCUCAGGGAAGUGGAUUCAGCUUCGGCAAUACCAAUGCCAACAACGCCCCAUCUGGAUUUGGAGCCACCUCCGGAGGUGCUUUUGGAGCAGCGAGCAACACUACAGGAUCUGGCCUGUUUGGCGGCACAAACAACACCCAGCAGUCGGGCGGAGGUCUCUUUGGCAACAACCAGCAACCGCAACAAAACGCCGGCUCUGGCUUCGGAGCCGGCUUCGGCACCCAGAACACGAAUCAGCAGACUUCUGGCGGUGUCUUCGGGAACACCAACAACCAGCAACCAGCAACGGGCGCCUUUGGGACUAAUACCACCACACCAGCUGCGGGUGGACUUUUUGGCGCAUCAAAGCCCAGCACUGGCAACAGUCUGUUUGGUGGCGCCAACACUGGUCAGGCCAAUAACGCUGGAGGCGCGGGAAUGUUUGGGGGACUGGGUUCAAAUGCUCCAAACCAGCAGGCAGCCGGUUCUUCAUUGUUCGGCGCGACGAACAAUGCCCAGCAAAAGCCCGGCGGUCUCUUCGGCAGCACCAAUCAAACCUCGACGCCGAGUCUAUUUGGGGGCCAGAGCACUCAGAACCAAGGCGGCUCGCUCUUUGGAAACAACCCGAACCAGCAGCAGACUCAAGCCUCUGGGUUCGGCGGUUCCUUGCUCGGAAGCUCGCAGCAGGGCGGCAACGCCCCACAAGGGCUUACGGCAAACCUCAAUGAUGUGUCGGCCUAUGGCAGCCCGUCUCUGUUUGCUGGGGUGAGCGGUAAUGAGGUCUCUAACCCUGGACCCCUCGCCACUCCUUUGAGCGGUAACCCGAAGCCGCGGAGGAGCUCCAUCCUACCAAUGUACAAGCUCGCUCCAGCUGCGGCGUCUCGAUUCGCCACUCCUCAAAAACGAGGCUUCGGCUUCUCGUACAGUUCCUCCGCCGGCACUCUGAGCAAGAGCAUGUCGACGAAUAACCUUCGUCGCAGCUUCAACACAGAAGAUAGCAUUCUUGCGCCCGGGGCCUUUUCGUCCAGCUCAAACGCCCGCUGGUAUGGAAGCACCGGAUCGAAGAAGCUGGUCAUAAACAGAGACAUCAGGAGCGAUCUGUUUUCCACACCUCAGAAAGACAGGCAAGCUGUUGAUGGCAACUCGAGCGCCCGCAAGCUAUCCAAGCGUGUCAGCUUCGACACAAGCAAUGUUGAGGCUGAGGACGAGACCCCCGUGCGAAACGCGCUUCCGGCUCCAGAGGGAACGCCAGGCUCUCAGACCGACGAGUCUACUCCACGCCAGAAUCGGCCCUCUGUCCUCGCGAACGGAUCGAAGACUCCGGAGACCGAACAAGUCAAGGGCAACGAGCUGGCUAUUGUUCAUGAAGAGGACAGUACCGCCACUCCGGAGGCGCAAACCGCCGUCGGGCUCGACAACGCCCCUGGAAACUACUGGAUGGUACCAAGUAAGGAGGAGCUUCUCAACAUGAACAGAAUGCAGCGACAGAGAAUCGACGGUUUCACCAUCGGCCGCGCGAACGUUGGCUUCAUCAAGUUCAAGAUACCUGUCGACAUAAGCGGUAUCGAAAUCGACGAGCUCAGUGGCGGCGUGAUUCAACUCGAACCUCGGUCUGCCACCGUGUAUCCCAACCCAGCAAAGAAGCCACCUGUUGGCAAAGGUCUCAAUGUGCCCGCCAGAAUCACUCUCGAGCACUCGUGGCCCCGCGCAGGACGUGACAAGCAAGUGGCCAACGAUCCCAAGCGCUUCAAGAAGCACGUCGAGCGACUGAAGCGGAUACCCGACACCACUUUUGAGGAGUACAAUCAAGAAACCGGCAUCUGGACCUUCUCCGUCGAGCAUUUCACGACCUAUGGCUUGGAUGAUUCGGACGACGAAUCGGACGGGGAAGAAGUCCCACAGGUGACGGGCGGCCCUGAACCUGCCCCUCCAGCCCAGCCUACGUCCCUCGGCAUGAAUGUAGACUCUGCCAUGGAAGACGACACUUUUGAGUUCAACCAUCCCAAGGGUGUCCCGGGCGCGUUUGAUCAGCAGGAGGACCUUUACACUCAGGACCUUGUUACCGGAAAGCAGUCUUUUUUAGGGGUUAGCUCCGCGGAUUCGGCGUCCAACGUGCGGUUGUCCCUCGAUGAGUACAACAGCAACAUGGACGACGGAUAUGACGUGUCCGAGGACGAAGACAUGACGAGGUCUUCUGUCGGACUGCAUCAUGCCGCGGAGCGUGACGACGCCUCGUCGGAGAAUGACCCGGAAGCCAAGAGAAGCACUCCUGGUGGCAUUCUCAGAGCAAGAAUGCGAGCGAUGAAGGACUCGGUUGGACCGGUGCAGCUCGAGGUCGCCGAUGGUGACGACUGGAUGGAGAUGCUUCGAAAGACUGUCAGUCCCGUCAAGCGAGACCGUCAGAUGCUGAGGGAGUUGAACGAGUCGCCUUCCAAGUUGACUGGCGAGCCUGCGAAUCUUGACGACGACGGGAAUUUACUUCGUAAGUCGUCCAUAUGGGGGCAAAGCCCAACCAAGACAGACAGAGCAAGCGGGCUGGCGGCGAGAAGCCAGAUGGCAAUGGACAAGGGCCACGGAUUCGCCACCAGCAUCGACUUGAUGAACUCGUUGUUUGAGAAGCCUAGGCCUGCGCGACAGAAUCUUGGCGCUUCGUUGCCUACAAAGGGCUUCCCCCAGUGGCCCUACGAGCGGCAGGACAAAACACUGAUCAUUGACGAAGGCGAGCAAGCUUUCCACAACGCAUCGCGUCCAACUUGGGGGCCAGGGGAAACGUUGUUGUUGACCCGGGCGUUGGACACUAAGCAACCGGGCCGACUGCUUCGCGACACUUCGGACGUCCUCGCUCUUCAUCGAUCGGGCGUCCAAACUCUGACGCAGGAGCUUAGGUUUGGGAAAUUCUCUACAGCGCCUUCGAGAAAGUUUCUAAGAGCCCAAGAUGAAUUGACCGAUAUUCGCCUGGUCGACGGAGUCCCCCUGGCCACUCUGCAUGCCGCCACGCUUCAAGAUCUAUUCCACCGCGAAGACUUGAAUGACCCGGCCAACCUCCAUGAACAGCGUGUGUGGGAGCUGGCAAGCAUCCUCUUUGAUCGAGCCAGCCCAUCAGUCUCGGCAGAGACGGAGCACCUAUCAAGGAAAACCAGGCUGUCGCGAUUCUGGGCCGAUCUGGUUGAGCAGGCCUCUGCGACAAACAUCGGACUCGCAGGCACCUGCGAGGAAAAGGUUGUCGCGUGUCUCGCGGGUCAUCGGAUCACCGAAGCUUGCAAGUACCUGUUGGAGGGCAAAAACCUUCGACUCGGAACCCUGGUGCCGCUUAUAGGCACCUGCGAUGCUGCCAAGAAAGACAUGAAGGAGCAGCUCAGGGCAUGGUACGACGCGAAGAUGCUGUCUGAAUUCUCUGAUGCAAUUCGCACCAUUUACGAGCUCUUGAGCGGAAAUGCUUGCGUUUGCGAGGGAAUGAAGGGAGUCCCAGUCGAGGAUCGCUUGGAGUCGUUCGUCAUCUCCAAAAAGUUUGGAUUGGACUGGAGACAGUCGUUUGGUCUGAGGCUGUGGUACGCCAUCGCACAACAAGACAGCGCCGCUGCAGCCGUGAUGAGCUUCAAGGAGGACAUUGGCCAGGAUAGGGAGGAUCUUCCCCGACCGUGGCGUCAAGAUCUGCUAUGGGGGCUUUUGCAACUGUACGCCGAUGAGCAUGCCGACUUGGAAGCGAUACUGCGUCCUGAGAAUUCUCAGCUGUCCCCACUCGACAUGCGGCUCUCCUGGCAGCUGGGCCUGGCUCUUGUCUCGACGGGCAAGGUAUCUUUUGGACAAGGUGAAGCCGCAAAGGCCGACGCAUCGACAAUGACUUAUGCAGCUCAGCUGACGGCCGCGGGCGAAUGGCUUGAGGCCGUGUUCGUCUUACUUCACCUUCGGGAUGCCACCGCGCGCACCAAGGCGAUACGGGAACACAUCUGCCGACAUGCUGGCCUGGUUGGCCCCGACUCGGGAACAGUGUUUGCAAUUCUGACGGAAAAGUUCCAGAUCCCGGCAACAUGGCUGUGGGAAGCGGAGGCUUUGUACAUGCGUAGCGUCAAGAAGGACGCAUCGGCGGAAGUCCAUUGUCUGCUUCGAGCCGGAUCUUUCACGGAAGCUCAUCGGGUGCUGGUCCAGCAGGUGGCACCUCGAGCAAUCAUCGAGCGCGACUAUGUCUCACUUUCGGCCUUGAUUUCCCAGUUUGAAGGACGCCAAGACUCUAUCCCGGAUUGGUCGCUGGGCGGCGACAUGUAUAGCAGCUUUCUUACCCUCGUGCUGCACCGUGGCAAGGGUGAAGGUGCGCCGGCCGCCCUGCUUGAGAAGCUCCUGGCGGGCCUCAGAGCUAUGCACGAUGGCGUCGGCGAAAGCGAGCUAAUGCGGUAUGCCGCCGUGUCGGACAUGGCUGACGAGACGGCUCGGGAGCUCUUGAAGUUGGCUGUGAAGAAAAAGGACAUGGAACUCCGUUCUCGAAUCCUGAACCUGCCUCUAACGCAGGAUCGCCUCUUGGCGUACUCGGUGGAACUUAGUAUGGACUGCUAUCGAGCGGUCAUGUCGCAUUGA